Ziziphus jujuba (common jujube) is the source of this 1505-nucleotide messenger RNA. RefSeq names its product protein DOG1-like 4. Gene Ontology annotation, molecular function: sequence-specific DNA binding. The record is from RefSeq and is a predicted model, not a curated record. The transcript has a single exon. Bases 304 to 1236 code for a protein of 310 amino acids. Lineage: Eukaryota; Viridiplantae; Streptophyta; Magnoliopsida; Rosales; Rhamnaceae. Gene Ontology annotation, biological process: DNA-templated transcription.
GUGGUGUGUGCGUAUUCGGAAACAAACACACCAUGCAUAGUUUAAAGCCUUAAGAUCCAUAGUUUUCAUUUCCAUGUCAGAGAUAUAUCAGUGGAUAUUAAUUAUUUUUUUAUUCAAAUCACAUCACUGAUAUAUUAUAUAUAUUCAACCCACACACACGAAACCGACCUUUCCUUUCUCUUAUAUACUCACAACAACAAAAACAACCAGCCAUUAGAAUUCUUCACAGGUUGUUUGUUUGCAGGGACAGAGAGAGAGAGAGAGAGAGAGAGAGAGAGUUUUGGUGAUCAUCUUUCCUCAACUAUGUCGUCAUCGACUGUCAUGCCCACCACUUCUUCUUCUUAUCUCUCAUCCUCUGUCAUGGAAAACAACAACCAUCCCGACCGCCAAACUUUCCAGAAGUUCUUCGAAUUUUGGAUGGUUGAGCAAGAGCAGCAUCGUCAACAACUCGUCUCCGCCACCAAACACCGCCACGGACGAAGAACCAUCAACGUUGCGGCCAACCAAACAACGGCCUCUGAGGAUGAGGUCGAGACAGUAUUGAUUCCGCUGAUCGACAGAGUUAUGAAGCAUUACGAACAUUAUUACAGUGCCAAAUCCAAGUGUGCCAAGCAAGAUGUCUUUGGCUUCCUAUCCCCAUCUUGGCUGAGCUCUUUGGAGGAUGCUUUUCUCUGGAUCGGCGGAUGGCGGCCCAGCAUGGCUUUCCAUUUGCUUUAUUCCAAGUCCGGACUUCAACUUGAAGCCAUUCCACUCCACCACUUGAUUAAUGGCAUCUCAACAGACGAUCUGGCAGAUCUUUCGCCCCGGCAACUUGUCCAUGUGGAUGGGUUGCAGCAGAGUACCAUCAAAGAGGAGAAAAAGAUAACUGAAAUGAUGGCCAAGCACCAGGAGACUGUGGCUGAUGCUUCCAUGGUUGAACUUUCUCACAUGGUCACUGAAUUGAUCAUGUUGAAGAGCUCCCACACCGAUUCGGCCUGUUUGAAUGGCGGUGGAGCUGAAGUGGAGAAGGAGCGAGUGGACACGACUCUGGCACUCAAAGAGGAAGGUUUGGAGGUGAUAUUGCAGAGAGCUGAUGAUCUACGGCUGAGAACUCUGGAAGCUAUUGUUAAUGAUGUGUUGACUCCGACCCAGGCCGUUCAUUUCUUGAUCGCUGCGGCUGAGUUGCAUCUUAGGCUUCAUGACUGGGGAAAGAAGAGGGAAGCUCAAAUUCGUUGUCCCCAAAACUCUACAACGUAACAAAAAUCAUGAAUUCAUAUGAUGCAGAGUUUGGAACACACAAGUAGAUCAAAAGGACACAAAGAAUUGGGAUUAUGCCUACUAUUUGAAAAAAAAAAAAAAAAAAUUUCUUAUAAAUUUUUUAAUAUUAAGCUAAGGCAUUUAGUGUUAUAUUAUUAGAUGGAUUUGAUAAGGAAAAGAGUAAUUUUAAAACUUCUAAUAUUUUAUAAUAUGUUAUGUUUCAGUUUAUUACAAGAAUAUACCUUAACAGAUUUAUUUAUUUAUUAUUA